Molecule: messenger RNA, 1591 nt
Organism: Daucus carota subsp. sativus
Lineage: Eukaryota; Viridiplantae; Streptophyta; Magnoliopsida; Apiales; Apiaceae
Product: AT-hook motif nuclear-localized protein 23
Exons: 1
Coding region: 500-1357 (285 amino acids)
Cellular component (GO): nucleus
Molecular function (GO): DNA-binding transcription factor activity; minor groove of adenine-thymine-rich DNA binding
Source: RefSeq, a predicted model, not a curated record
UCCUCCUCUUUGUCUCGUAAUUUACUCUGACCCAUAGUUUUAUAGCUAAAACGUACCGAUCUGUUUGACAACAUUAAUAAGCUACUUUCCAGCAACACUACAACUUAAUUAUAUGCUUAUAUUUAAAGUUUAGCGUGUGAGAAAUGGCUGCCUUUAAUCCUGUCUCCUCUCUAUUCUCCCCCUUCUCUCUGCAUCUCUCUUCCUCCUUUCCUUUCUCUCCACUCAUGAAAUAUUGAAAUCACACACUCUACUUGUUAAGUAUUCUAAUCUUGAUUAAUCAAAUCUAGGGUUCAAGUUCCUAAUUUCCUAAAUCUUAAUCUAAUAUUGUUUUCUUCUUAUAUCUUUUCAAAUCUAUCCACUUCAACUAGCGAGCUCGCUCUCCAUUAAACUAAACCCAAAAUGAUAUAGUUUUUAAUCCAAAACUAUUUUUUUAGGGUUCCAUAGUUUUUUAUAAUUUCUUUGUUUUCUGUUGUUUGUGUACUGUGGAUGUUAUUUUGGCAUGGCUGGUUUGGAUUUAGGCACUUCUCGUUUUAAUAAUAUUCAUCAACAAUUUCACAGUCCUGACUUCACUCUACAAACUCAGCAACAGCAACAGGAUGAUCGAAAUAAUCAUCCGUUUUCCGGGGAUCAUGACGAGGAUAGCGGUCAACAACCAGGUCAUGAUCUUGUUCCCGGAAACAACGGUUCUGGGAACAUAGUAGGCCGUCGGCCCAAAGGCCGACCGGCCGGAUCCAAGAACAAGCCCAAACCACCUGUGAUUAUCACAAGGGAAAGCGCCAACACUCUGCGAGCUCAUAUUCUUGAGGUGUCCAAUGGAUGUGACAUUUUCGAGAGCGUGGCUACGUACGCGCGGAAGAGGCAGCGUGGGAUAUGUAUUCUGAGUGGAAGCGGCACGGUGACUAACGUCAGCAUAAGGCAGCCGGCUGCAGCUGGCUCCGUGUUGACACUGCAGGGAAGAUUCGAGAUUUUAUCGCUGUCCGGAUCAUUUCUCCCCCCUCCUGCGCCGCCUGGCGCAACCAGCUUAACAAUAUUCUUGGCAGGAGGUCAAGGCCAAGUGGUGGGAGGGAGCGUGGUGGGGGAGUUGACCGCGGCUGGACCGGUGAUUGUUAUUGCUUCCUCGUUUACUAAUGUUGCUUAUGAAAGACUUCCCUUGGAAGAAGAGGAGAGUGGUCUUCAGAUGCAAGGCGGAGGUGGAGGUGGAGGUGGAGAUGGGAGUGUGCACAACACGAGUAAUAAUCCCUUUCCGGAUCCUUCUUCGGGCCUGCCGUUUUUGAAUUUGCCGAUCAAUAUGCCUCCCAAUGUUCAGUUACCGGUGGAUGCAUGGCCGGGUAAUUCAGGUGGAAGGCCUCCAUUUUAAGUCAUCGGAUCCUUAAACUCAUGUGUUUCCAGUAAUUAAUUCUGAGCUAGACAUCGAUAAAUUGGAGGAUUACAAGUUAUGCUGGAUUGUUGGAUUGCUAAGGUCAGAGAAUUUAGAUGGUUUCUUUUCUUUUCUUUUCCUUUUACAUUUCUCAGCUUUGGGUUUUCUUUCUUUUCUGUUAAAUUUCGGUUUGUAGAAUGCUAAUAAGUAAACACUUUGUUGAAGUUUUCAUAA